This is a messenger RNA of Lolium rigidum, 1032 nucleotides long. RefSeq names its product very-long-chain 3-oxoacyl-CoA reductase 1-like. Gene Ontology annotation, cellular component: endoplasmic reticulum. The transcript is spliced from 3 exons. The record is from RefSeq and is a predicted model, not a curated record. NCBI's taxonomy places the organism in Eukaryota, Viridiplantae, Streptophyta, Magnoliopsida, Poales, Poaceae. Gene Ontology annotation, molecular function: ketoreductase activity. Bases 1 to 1032 code for a protein of 343 amino acids.
AUGGGCAUCAACGGCGCUCUCCUCUUCCGGCAGCAUCAGGAGCCGGCAUGGUUCGUCUCCUUUGCCAUCCUCGGCGCUGCCUACGUCUUCGCCGUCUUCUUCCGGCUCCUGGCCCACCUCGCGCUCCUGCUGCGCCGCCCCACGGACCUCCGUCGCCGAUACGGCGCCUGGGCCGUGGUCACCGGCCCGACGUCCGGCAUCGGCCGCUCCGUCGCCCUGGAGCUCGCCCGCCGGGGCCUCAACCUCGUCCUCGUCGGCCGCGACCCCGCCAAGCUCCACGACAUCUCCGAGACAAUCUCCACCACCCAUGGCGUUGACGCCAAGACCGUCGUGCUUGACCUCGCCCUCGUCACCACCCCACAAGGCGACGCGGCGCUGGGGCGGCUCCGGGAGGCUGUGGAGGGGCUGGACGUCGGGGUGCUGGUGAACAACGCCGGUCUUGCAAAGCCGUGCGCGGUGUACCUGCACGAGGUAGACGUGGAUGCGUGGGUCAGGAUGAUCCGGGUGAACCUGUGGGCGCUCACGGAGGUGACAGCCGCGGUGCUGCCGGGGAUGGUGGAGCGGGGCAGGGGCGCCGUCGUCAACAUCGGCUCCGGGUCCAGCGAGGCCAUCCCGUCGUUCCCGCUCUACUCCGUCUACGCCGCCUCCAAACGGUACGUUGCUCAGUUCUCCCGGAGCCUUUACGUCGAGUACAGAAGCAAAGGGAUCGAUGUGCAAUGCCAGGUCCCUCUAUUCGUGGAUACGAAGAUGACGGCAGGUGUGGGGGGAUCAAGGAAGCGGCAAGGCCUCCUGUCACAUCUGACGGUGCCUACUUCAGACGCGUACGCCGGCGCGGCGGCACGCUGGAUCGGGCAUGGCCAAGUCUGCAUACCCAACCUCGGCCACCGGCUCCAAUGGUGCCUCUGUCGCGUCAUGCCGGACCACCUCCUUGACGUGCUACGGCUCCGCAAAAACCUCCGGCAGCGGGCACUCUUCCAGCAGCUUCGGUCGGUGAGGGUCAAAGGUGGCCUAACGGGCAGCGAACAAAGCUAG